This is a messenger RNA of Bombus pascuorum, 3866 nucleotides long. RefSeq names its product calcium homeostasis endoplasmic reticulum protein (gene scaf6). Gene Ontology annotation, molecular function: RNA binding. Lineage: Eukaryota; Metazoa; Arthropoda; Insecta; Hymenoptera; Apidae. Bases 142 to 2532 code for a protein of 796 amino acids. The transcript has 8 exons. Gene Ontology annotation, biological process: intracellular calcium ion homeostasis; RNA processing. Gene Ontology annotation, cellular component: perinuclear region of cytoplasm. The record is from RefSeq and is a predicted model, not a curated record.
GCGACGUCUAGCGUUGUCGUGUUCAGUGUGAAAAAAUAAUGUUUUCCGGAUCCGUACCACAAUCGUGUACGGAAAAGUGUUAACGAAAGUAGUAACAAACGUGAUCGAAUUCGGUGUAAAAGUAAAAAAAUAAUCGUGAUAAUGGACCAGGCACCUACAGAUACAGAGUUACGGAACAUCAUAGACAAACUGGCUCAGUUUGUGGCUCGCAAUGGACCGGAGUUUGAGCAGAUGACGAAAAACAAGCAGAAGGACAACCCAAAAUUUGGUUUCCUGUUCGGUGGAGAGCACUUCAACUACUAUCAAUACAAAGUGACUACAGAGCAAGCCAUUUUAAAGCAAAAAGGAAUAAAUCCAAUGCAAAAUGCAGACCCACGUUUAAACGUUUCGCAGCAGCAGCAGCAAACAGCCGCUACCGUCGCGCAGCCGCUGAAUAACGUCAAUCUUGCGCCUGGCCUAAAUACUCAGAACAAUGGAUUAAAUCCAGUUGUGGGAAUUGGACCAGUGGGAAAUCAAGGUGGUCCAGUUAUACCUGGAGUACUAGGACAAAUUGGAGGGCCAGGAAAUGCAGGACCACCAAUUGGACCAGUCCCUGGUGCUAUGGGAGGUGUGAAUCCAUCCAUUGGUGGUGUUACUCAGCCGGUUAACAUUGGCGGACCUCCUGGAUGGCUUCAAAAUGAGAUAGCGAAUCUUCAGUCACAGCAGACAACGCUACAGGAACAAGUUAGACAAUCAGAACAAAAUCUGGCUGCGCAACAUGCUGCAUUGAUGGCGCAACAACAAGGAAGGGUCGAGGAUGCUGUGAGACAAGCUCAAGAAACAGCCUUACAAAACAGUGCGCAAAGCACAAACACAGACCUUGCUGCAUUUGAUGCGGUAUUACAGCCUAUCAUUGAUAGUUGCACAAAAGAUAGCAUAAGUGCAGGGAAAGCCUGGAUACUUCAAAAUUCGAUAACUCCGCAAAGUAAUCAAGUCGUUGCGGAUCAUUUGCUGAAAAAAGUCAUUCAGGCAACCAAUUUUAGUCAUAAACUCCAUAUUAUCUACCUGGUUAACGAUGUCCUACAUCAUUGUGCAAGAAAAAAAUCUAUGGAUCUUCGCAAGGCAAUGGAAAGUGUUGUUGUUCCCAUGUUCUGUAACACUUCAUUAGCUGCAUCAGAAGAACAACUUAAUAAAUUAAAUAAGCUAUUAAGUUUAUGGGAAUCAAAAAAUAAUUACUUUGAUGAAGGAAUUAUAGAUAAAUUAAAACAGCCAAGCACAUCUUGGUCUGAAUAUCAGGCUAACUUGGUUGAACAACAUGCCAGCGCAAUUACACCAAUUACUACAUCAACGAAACAAACCUUUGAUAAUUAUCAAGCACAACAUCAAGCGUUUGUUACACAUGCUUUGAGACAAAUUCAAAAUAUUGAGCAACAAAAAAUCGCAAUUGAUCAACAAUUAAAAGCUCCUCCUCCGCCACCACCGCAACUGAACCAACAAAACAUGUCUCUGCCACCUAGUCAUUCCGGUCCUCCCGCUCCGAUAAGUACAGAUGUAAAUUUCAGUCAACCGCCACCUGGAUGGGGUGUACCACCCGGGAAUGAACCUCCACCGUUUUCAAAUGUACCAUUGCCAGAUUUUUCAAAACCACCGCCUGGAUUUGGCCCCCCACCUGUUAUACACGAACCCUCCGUUGAAGAUUUAAUGCCCAGUAUGCCGUAUUACGAACUUCCUGCUGGAUUGAUGGUACCUCUAAUCAAGUUAGAAGAUGCUGAGUAUAAACCUUUGGAUCCAGAAGCCAUUAGGCUUCCACCACCUGCUCCUCCAAGUGAACGAUUAGUAGCAGCUGUAGAAGCCUUCUAUGCGCCACCGAACCAUGAUUCUCCACGGGACAGCGAUGGGUGGGAAAAAUUAGGUUUAUACGAGUAUUAUAAAGCAAAGAAUGCCGCGCGCAAGCGUAAAGAAGAAGAUGUAGCAGCUGGUAUAAGACAAAAAUCAAAAUCGCCGUCACCAAUUCUAAGGCCAAGAUCCAAAAGUCCUAGUCCACCAAAGAAACGUUAUCGAAGUAAAUCGCGAAGUAGAUCACGCUCAAGAUCUAGAGGUAGAAGCAGAUCUAGAUCUCCUGCUGCUAAUCAUAGGCGUAACAGUCGAAACAGCAAUCAUAAUAACAGAAGCAGAAGAAGGAGAAAUAGCAACAAGGAUCGAAGUCCUGAUAGGAGAAUGGACAGGCAAGAUCGAAGUCCAACUCCACCCAGUUUCCUCGGAUCAACUUACAGUAAAGCUCCUCAAGAAAUUAGUCUCGAUGAGAGUAACAAAGGUCAUCAGUUGCUCAAAAAAAUGGGUUGGGGCGGUGCGGGACUUGGUGCCAAUGAACAGGGUAUUGAAGCUCCAAUAUCGGGGGGUGAAAUUAGGGAUAAAAACGAUCAAUAUAAAGGCGUCGGUAUUAAUUUAAAUGAUCCAUACGAGAACUUUAGAAAGAGUAAGGGACAAGCAUUCAUAACUAGAAUGAAAGCAAGAGCGGAGGAACGUGCCGAAGAAAGGGGUGAACGGGACUGAAUCUAAUCAGGAUAAAUUUAAUUUGUCUAUAAUAUUUUCGAUGAAAUAUAAUUAUCGCAUGCAGUAUGAAUUCGCAUGCUCUCACAACCGUAGUCGACACAAAUUUCCAACGAUCAAUGAUCUACAAUUCUACAAUGUAGUUGUGUAAUGAUUAUUUUAAUCUUUAUAUUUUUUUCAAUCUCUAUUAGGAUAAUCAACGUUUUAUAUCCAUUCUCUUAUUUCAUUGUAUAAACGUUUUACAAUAAUUGUUUAUUAUUGAAAUUGCAAAGUUACAACGUACAUUUAUACAUAUGUUAUAAAAUUGUAUAUUCUCGUUAUAAGUAACGAUCGAUUAUUUUAUAUUUUUAAUUCAAAGAAACGGAGAAAGUGCAUUGUCUGAAUAUUGUGUCGAUCAUUCGUGGGCGCAAAUCAUUUAACUGUAUAUUUCCAAUUGAAAAAAAUACUACGAGUAAAUGAUGAAAAAUAUGAACAAUUGUCUAUAAACUUAAUUACUUGUCAGUUUAUAAAUAAGACAAGGGUUACGAAAGUUUGCUGUUACACUUGCAGUGACUGUUUCAUAAUAAAUUCAAUUUUCAUGGUGCAUAAUGCGAAAAGAAAAAAUAUAAUUUUAUGCAUCUUUUGUGCAUUAUGUACAAAACUAUUCGAUUUUUGGCAAAGUUAUCGUUAAUAAUAAUAAAUGGUUUGUCUAUCGAUAAUUGGAAAUAUCUUGAUGAAAAUAAUAAUCAAGUACACCAAAAAGAUCGAUUAAUCAAUAUCGACCAAUCGCACGGUUUAUGUUCAUCGCGAACAUGACAUACAAGAUUACAUAUUGUGUAAUUGUAUUCCGCACGUCAAAAAGAAUUCAUUCUGUUUCCAUAUGAAACGAUAAUAAAUUAAUUCGCUGAAUGUCUAUAUAAGAGAAUAAGAGAAUAUCGUGCACUUAUCCGCACGUGAAAAAAAAAAUAUACAUAUAUGAAAUUAAAAAAGUACUUGUAUUUAGUAAGUUAAUAAAUGAUUAUAUUCGAUACAUAAGAUAAAAUCGAGGAAUAAGCAUUAUAUGUUUAAACAUAAUGGUAGAAGAAAAGAAUUGUAGAAAGAACGAGCGAAAGAGCGGAAAAAUGUUCUUAAUUAGAGUUAGCACGUCCUCGAGGCGUGCUAUUGACGUACAUUCGUACAAACUCUGCAGAAAAUCAUCGUAGAUGUUGUUAAAGAAAAUUAAUUUAAUCGGUUCAAAGAUAUUCCAGAAUAAUAAUGUUCUUAGACUUUUUAUACUGGUAGAUUUAUCGUCAGCUGUCACGUGCACGCGGAUUCAAAGAAAAAUAAAAAGAUCUCGAUAACUGGCUAGGAACAGCCGA